AUGGUUAAUGUUUAUAUCGCCACGAUUCCUAGCUCACUGACAAGGCUUACAGCUCUGCAGAUGUUGGAGGUGAGGUGCUGCCAGUGGCUCUCCCAAGUGCCCUCUCGGAUGGAUAUGCUGGUGGGGCUGAAGACGCUGGUGCUGACGGAGUGUGAGGGGCUGAGAAGCCCCCCUGAUCGAUUGCCACCGUCUCUUGAGACCCUCUGCUUGGGACCGUUUGAGGAAGGCUGUGAGCAUGUGGUGGACAUCUCUGGGCUGUGGCAGCUGAGGGUGCUGAAGCUGAACCGUGUUGGGGUGCGACACGGGCCUGCAGUGAGCAGCCGGUUGCCGUGCCGGGAGCAGGGGGAGCAGGGGGAGCAGGGGGGGCAGGGGGAGCAGGGGGAGCGGGGGGAGGAGGGGGAGCAGGGGGAGCGGGGGGAGCAGGAGGAGCAGGGGGAGCAGGGGGGGCAGGGGGGGCAGGGGGUGCAGGUGCAGAAUUUGGAGACGCUGGAGAUGCGUUUGGAUUAUGACAAGCUAGAGCUCCCAAUCCCCUUGACUUUUCUCCCCCGCCUGCGCAGCUUGCUGAUAGAUGCGCCUGAAGUCUGUAGCCUCCCGGAAAGCAUGGGGGCAGCCAUGCCACAGCUGCGGCAGCUGAAGCUGCUUUCUUGGUCACCGGAGGAGCUGCCAGAAAGCAUUGGAGAGCUCCGUUCUCUGACGUCACUUACGAUUGAAGCACCUCAGCUCACCUUCUCGUGUCUCUUCGCGAGCGACUCCGCCCGCUCACACGCUGCACCGCCCGCUCACACGCUGCACCGCCUGAUCGUACGCUGCACCGCCCGCUCGUACGCUGCACCGCCCGCUCGUACGCUGCACCGCCCGCUCGUACGCUGCACCGCCCGCUCGUACGCUGCACCGCCCGCUCGUACGCUGCACCGCCCGCUCGUACGCUGCACCGCCCGCUCGUACGCUGCACCGCCCGCUCGUACGCUGCACCGCCCGCUCGUACGCUGCACCGCCCCGCUCGUACGCUGCACCGCUCGCUCGUACGCUGCACCGCCCGCUCGUACGCUGCACCGCCCGCUCCCACGCUGCACCGCCCGCUCACACGCUGCACCGCCCGCUCACACGCUGCACCGCCCGCUCACACGCUGCACCGCCCGCUCACACGCUGCACCGCCCGCUCACACGCUGCACCGCCCGCUCACACGCUGCACCGCCCGCUCACACGCUGCACCGCCCGCUCACACGCUGCACCGCCCGCUCACACGCUGCACCGCCCGCUCAUACGCUGCACCGCCCGCUCACACGCUGCACCGCCCGCUCACACGCUGCACCGCCCGCUCACACGCUGCACCGCCCCGCUCAUACGCUGCACCGCCCGCUCACACGCUGCACCGCCCGCUCACACGCUGCACCGCCCGCUCACACGCUGCACCGCCCCGCUCACACGCUGCACCGCCCGCUCACACGCUGGCACCGCCCGCUCACACGCUGCACCGCCCGCUCCUACGCUGCACCGCCCGCUCACACGCUGCACCGCCCGCUCACACGCUGCACCGCCCGCUCACACGCUGCACCGCCCGCUCACACGCUGCACCGCCCGCUCACACGCUGCACCGCCCGCUCACACGCUGCACCGCCCGCUCAUACGCUGCACCGCCCGCUCAUACGCUGCACCGCCCGCUCAUACUCUGCACCGCCCGCUCAUACGCUGCACCGCCCGCUCAUACGCUGCACCGCCCGCUCAUACGCUGCACCGCCCGCUCAUACGCUGCACCGCCCGCUCAUACGCUGCACCGCCCGCUCAUACGCUGCACUGCCUGCUCAUACGAUGGCCCCUUCUCUCAAGAUGGGGAAAGGGGAGGAAGGGGGCAGUAG
Messenger RNA from Closterium sp. Naga37s-1, 1857 nucleotides. NCBI's taxonomy places the organism in Eukaryota, Viridiplantae, Streptophyta, Zygnematophyceae, Desmidiales, Closteriaceae. The record is from the annotation of a GenBank genome assembly.